Pyricularia grisea is the source of this 2297-nucleotide messenger RNA. RefSeq lists its product as uncharacterized. Lineage: Eukaryota; Fungi; Ascomycota; Sordariomycetes; Magnaporthales; Pyriculariaceae. The record is from RefSeq and is a predicted model, not a curated record. The coding region runs from base 96 to 2102 and encodes 668 amino acids. The transcript has 5 exons.
CUCCAAAUUGUGUUCUGCUCAGAAGCUUUUUUUGCAUCUUCAAACCCAUUACUCUCAUUCUAAUCCAUCUGUGUCCUAUAACCAAGAACAAAAUAAUGACGAGUCUGACCCAGGGCAAUAUCGGGACACCAGCGCCCCAGACUUCACGACAAUCACUGGUUGAUGCAUGCCAAAACCCGGACGAAUACCCAACCAACCUGCCUGGAGCCUCCAUGUCCAAGCGCACCCUGAAGGAAUACCAAAACCUGCUUGAAAGCCGUGGCAAGACUCUAUUUGCACAAAACGGGGCAUCAACAGGAAAUUCAUCUUCCUCAUGGACUCUUUUACAGGAACAAGAUGAUCAAGCUGACUUCAGCUCAGGUUAUACCAAGAGUCGAUGCAGCCAGCUGGAGGAGCUAGAGUUCCAACUUUACGAGCAAAAGAAGCAGGAUCCACGAUGUCGUCUUAUUUUCAUCCAGUCGGGUAUAUCUAAUCGACCACUUGGUGGCUCGCGAGAGAUGAUGAGUUACCUCCUAUCGUACCACCAAGUUUCGCCCAGGUUUCUAGAUCUUCUAUUUCUUUUCUGCGGCGGACGACAUCUCCCACCCAACGACAACAACUUCAUUCAUAGUGCGCACUUCUAUCAAGACAAUGUGAUAAACGAACUUUGUCAUCCAACGAGAUUUGCCAUUCCAGCUCUUGGCCGGUCGGGUAGGCUGCUCCGCUUGUGCUACAACUUGUGGGCUGCCGAGAAGAACGAGGCCGAUAGGGGCCAACCGGGGUGGUUCUUCCGGCAAACGGCCAUGUAUCACUCACUGGAUGUCGAGACAGCCAAAACAUUUUGGAUCAACAUCAAGGCCAACGGUUUGAUGCGGCGCAGGAUGCAACAAAUCACCGAGGAAGAAGCAAGGCCCCCGAGUAAAUCACCCAAGAACGAACUGGUAUCAAAAGCGCUACUCAACUCGCUAGAUCUGCACAUGGCUGCGGUUGAAUGGAGCACAGAAUGUUGGCCAGGCUUCAUCCGGGACAUUGAGGACGAACUAAGCACCAUAAUGGUCGCCCUCGCAAAUGUGCCAGUGGGCAAGUUGGAAGAAGCACUCCGGGUCAACACUACGGACUUGUUGAGGCAAAUCGCCCCGCCGGUAACCCAGCAGGAUGAUAUUACCAACCCUUUGAUGAAGGUUGCAUUCAAAAGCGACAUGACUGAAUCAACUUGUAUGCCGGGUCAGGGUCUACCAAGCCAAGAUUGUCGCGGUAUCCCACUUAAUCGUCUACAGGCAACAGUACAAAAUGUUACUGGGGCCGCCUCUGAACCCCGCACAAGCAAGGUCCCGGUCAUAGUAGAUCCCUUCUUACUUCUGGAGGAUUUCAGAUUUGAACAGCUACAACGGUUGACCAGGAUGGGCGCCAGACUGAGACAGACAAGCCUCAUCAUGGAGAUGAACCUCAACGUCAUGUUGGAGCUUGCCGAGUUUUACAUGCUGCUGCAGCAAGCGUACGAGCUUCCACUGGGGUUGAGAGUUAAGAUCAAGAGUGGAGUGCUUGUAUUUCAGCAACGAGUCGAGUGCUGCAUCAAGAUGAUGAAGCUGCAAAAGUCUCGCGUCGAAAUGCUGCUGGGGACUGUGGCUAGCGGGAAGAUUCUGUGCGAGUCCAUCAUGCAGCUCAGAAAUACGAGCAUCAGUCAAUUAUUCCUCAUCGCAGCGCACCAGACAGCAGCCGACAUGCGCAAGAUUGCAGAUAAGACCGAGCGCCAAACGGCAUCGAUGCACAUAAUAACACUUGUAACCUUGAUAUUUCUGCCUGGAACAUUUGUGGCUACUUUCUUAGGCAGUGGUCUCUUUCAAUGGGACGAUAACGACCCAGAACUGAGAUUUCCACGUUGGAAGCCCGAGUACUUCAACCUGUUUGCCGGGAUAUGUUUCCCGCUGAUGUUUCUGACCAUACUUGGCUGGCUCAUUGCCUACAUCUUUGGAACAAAUAAUCGCAGGAGCGCGAACGCCAUGUGGCGAAAAAAGGAGGCACUAAGGACUUGGGGUUCGGUGAAGGAGGCUAUGGUUGGGUUCUGGGCCUGGGGGAAAAAAUGGCUCACACAGCGAACGGAGGAAGACAGAAUUCCUCCCUAGGUCAUGCCAUACCGCUUGUACUGUACUCGGUACAGUACCUUUACAUACGGCGGCGACGGGUAGAGCUUUUGGGGUGUGUGGCUUGGGAGAAAGACCAUGAUUGAAACUUGACAUAAACAAACCAAACAAGUACGGAUACCUUGGCAGCCGCACGCCCUUCUUUAGCAGACAGCAGGUUCUAUGCUUGAAAAACAC